GGCCUUUCAGUCGGAGGACGUGAAGGCCUACGAGGCGAAGAGACUGCAGGUGUUCCUGGCCAGGGAGCGCUUCAUGGCCGACGCGCUGGCUGGCAAGCACCAGGAGGAGAAGAAGAAGAUCUCUGAGGAGGCGGUGCAUAUCAAGAUAUGGCAGUGCCCAAGCUGUGGAGCGAAGAACUUCGGCUUCAGGGAGAGUUGCAUGUACAAGGAUUGCAACCACAAGGUGCCCGAGACCACGCUGCAGCUGCAGAGGCUCCAGAAACUGCAGGAGGUGAGGGUCCACUCGGACACGUCCUACAUGACCCUGGGGGAGCUGGACGCGACGCUUCGCUCUCGCGGGCUGGUGUGCAUGGACGAGGAGUUCGACAGGUUGCAAAAGGAAGCAGCGGCAUACGCAUGGUCGGAGUGGGGGAUCGAUCUCGUGCUCUCCUCGGCGGAGUGCCACCCGAAGGAGAUGACGGAGAAGGAGAGCCCCGUGCAGGCCGACACCGAGGACUACCAGAGCCUGGACAGGACGUUCGCGGCAUGGCGUCGCGUGGCAGCUGGACUAGGCGAAGACUGGCAGUCAGAAGAGGACGAUGGUAGCGCAGCUGUGCACGCAGAUGGCGGGGAAGGUGGAGUAAGCGUUCGUCAGUCGCAUGCUGUGCAGUUUGUCACGGACGUGGGGCAGAAGGACCUCAGGCCGAAUCCUGGGGAAGGUGGUGCCAAGCCGAUCGAUAGUGAUAGUGGCACGGCCUUGCCGUCGAUCCCGGGCUUCCCGCAGCUCGCGAUGCCAGAGGUGUUCGACAUCGCCGACGGCGACGACGAGGAGUGGGCCGAGAAGGGCGAGGAAUGCUCC
This is a messenger RNA of Prorocentrum cordatum, 838 nucleotides long. Lineage: Eukaryota; Dinophyceae; Prorocentrales; Prorocentraceae. The record is from the annotation of a GenBank genome assembly.